AUGUCCAAGCAUCGUGUGGUACAAUUGACGCAGGAGGCGCUAAAGGUUCAAUGCAAAGUGGACGACUUUGAAGAAUGGGGAUCUCCAGCGCUUGAUAUGGAGCAAUAUCAACGUAAGGAAUACAUACAACGUGCAACGUCAUUCUCCCAACACGGUUCCAUCUUUUGGGCAUUGGUGGAUGACAAUGGGGAUACGGACGACUCGAAUCUAGUAGCAAGUCAGACAGUGUUGUAUUGUCAUUGUGAAAGCCACUGCUUCGACUGCAUUGUACGUCUUCGUUCUGGGAAGAUCGAACGAGGUUAUUCCCAUCACAUUGGGUCAGUAUUUACUCUGCCAGAAUACCGCAAACGAGGACUCGCUCAAUUUUUCUUGAAAGAAGUGGCCAAGCAGUUGGGAAAACUGUCACGAGCACUUGUUUCUGUGUUGUACUCGGAUAUUGGACCGACUUACUACGACAAACUGGGAUGGAAGGUGCAUCCCUCGAAGAUGGCUACGCUGGAUGUUGCUAACCCGCGCAAUAUCAACGUCGAAAGUAGUUGUGGUGCAAAACUGGUGGCACUGAGUUUCGAUGAAAAGCUCGACGAGAUUCUUCAGGCUGAUAACGCGAGGCUGGAGAGGGAGCUGACAAGUGAAAAGUUUCAAAAGCAAGAGGCAUUUGUGGUGCUGCCAACUCGUGAUUCGAUCGAGUGGCAGUUCUGCAUUGGUGAGCAUUUCGCUCGAGUUCGAGGGUACGAAGAGCUUCCAUCUCAGUGUGGCGUAAAGAUCAAAAACGAACAUGUCUUUAUGCUCUGGUGUCACAACUUUAAGGAAUCGACUUUGUACGUUGUUCGUGCUCGACUCCCGAAAGAGUCCGUGGAUGCUGCCAAGACCACGCGCAUGCUGCUGAAUAAAGCACUAGAGGAAGCGCGCAAGUUCCGAUUGAAAAGGGUUGCAAUCUGGAAUCCAUCUUUGAGCUUCCAACACGCCGACAUACGUUGCCACUUUGAGAUUGAGUUUGUUGACCGUCAAGACUCGCUAUCAAGUGCCAUGGUAUUCCAUCACGAGAGCGAUGUAAAUUCGGAGCCGUCGCUUCCUCACUGGCAUUGCAAUGAAAAAUACGCAUGGGUUUAG
This is a messenger RNA of Peronospora belbahrii, 1110 nucleotides long. The record is from the annotation of a GenBank genome assembly. Lineage: Eukaryota; Oomycota; Peronosporomycetes; Peronosporales; Peronosporaceae.